Messenger RNA from Prosopis cineraria, 1249 nucleotides. RefSeq lists its product as uncharacterized. The record is from RefSeq and is a predicted model, not a curated record. The transcript has 7 exons. Bases 201 to 941 code for a protein of 246 amino acids. NCBI's taxonomy places the organism in Eukaryota, Viridiplantae, Streptophyta, Magnoliopsida, Fabales, Fabaceae.
GGUGCUAAGCCAUUUCUUGGUGCGUCAUUUUCUGUAAUGAACGUGGUUAGAAUGUGCAGAAACAGAGCGUUUUCGGAAAAAGACUCAUAACUGAAGCGAAGCCGCGAAGGCAAAUCCUUCUUCUCGAUACUCACAUUGUCCGAGUACCAGUCUGUUACCUGCUGAAUUCGAAGCCGAAGACGCGGUUUCCUUCCUCAGUUAUGGCUUCUAAUCCUUCGCUUCUCCCCGAGAUCGGUCCCGAUGGUCUCACUAGAGAAGCUCCUGUCAUUAGCUACACCGAGAAGAUCAUCGAGGCAGAGCAGCUUCAAUUAAAGAAAUACAUUGAAGAGAACUACUCUAAAAUUCGUGAUGUGGAACGCGAGCUUGCAAAUCUUACGUUGGAGGUGAAACUCACUGCUGGGCCAAAGAAAGCAGCACUUGAACUUCUGAGGAAGAAAAUUGAGGCAUCAACUGAGAGAAUUCGUGUGGCCAAGCAAAAGGAAGAACAAGCACAAAAGGUAUGGGAAGCAGCAUCAAAAGCCGUGAGGGAUGAAGAGGCUAUCAAACAGAAGCUAUGUGAAGACUUGAACAACCUGGUCCAAGAGAGCAGUAACAGUCAGUUUGCUAGGCUGGAGGAAUUAAAACGACGGUUGGAAGCUUUGAAUCCAAGUAGAGCAUCAACCACUGUUCAUCAUGAUAAUACAAUCAAAGAUUCGUCCUCUGUUCCCAGCAUAAGGGAACCGAAUGGGGGUUCAGCCGACAGUGAUUCCGACCAAAUUAACGAGCAGAAAGACCCAGGGACAAAUGGACAUAGUCAGCAGCCUCCUAAUGAGGGAGGAGGAAGAGGUAAAAAGAAAGCUAACUUCCAACUAAAAGGAAAGGGAAUCGGUGCAGUGGCUAAAGGUCGAUCAUCGGCUCCUGGCUGGACUGGAGCCGGGUUUGAUGUGGAUGGUAGAACAUGAUGUCAUGAUCUGUCAGUAUAAGCAUAUUGGAUGAGAAGUCAUUACUUUCCCGUACCAAAUAUAGUUUUCAGUUCAUCAAUUGUAUGUAACCAUGUACUGCUUAUCAUGACAGCUUGUUGAUACAGAAUGAGGGGCCUUUCUUGUGUCUUUCAGGCCAGAACAAAUCAAUAUUGUAAGUCACAUUUGCCCUUCCGAUGAGUUAAAUCACUUACAUGUUGAUUUCUUGGUUUAAGGAUGAUGCUGCUGUAAUAUUUUCCUUUUUUAAAACAAAUAAUGCAAUGACAGUCCUUCCAUGGUGUUUCAUUUCA